UCCUGGCCAAAGGAGCCUUGGGGACAGCACAGCGGCAGGGACAGAGGGACAGGCACGGAGGACAGAGGUCCCCACCUGUCAAAAUGCCUAUCCUGAAGAGUCUAGGGGUGCCAGACCCUAAGUUGCCCCGGGCAGGGACCCUGCCUCUGAGGUCCUCCCGGAACCCCUUUGAGGAAGUUCCAGGGCUGGAAGAAGAAGAGGUCGGGGAGCUGGGGUCGCUGCCCAAUGGAACUUCUUGUCGCCGUCGGGCCACCUUGGAGAAACUGGCGGGUCUGGCCCCCUUCCGGCUGGGUUGGUCACCUGGCCGACGAGCAGGCAGCCCAGGGGAUGGGCAGCCCCGCUCUUUCCUGGGCCGUGUGUUGGCACCGGGGAUCCGGAGGAGUUCGGCAGAUUUUGGCCUCCUGGCUCGGCUUCAGGGCCUCAGAGCCCACGGGGAGGAGGAGGCGGCGGGGGAGGCUGCCCGGAGACUGGCCUUCCUGAGACUGGGGCGUGGGCCCAAGCCCCGGCGGGCGUCCCUUGCUGGGAGGGUGGUGCCUGCAGGAGAGGCAGCCCCCGAACCCCCGCCCAAGGUGCCGGAGCCCCCAAAGAUGAAGGAGCCCCUGUCAGUGCUGGAGAUCCUGAGCCUGAUCCAGCAGCGGGAGCUCGCGCGAGCGGACGAGCACAUCUUGGAGCUGGAGGCCGAGGAGCUGGCGUCGUCGGGGGGCGGCGCCCCGGGGCCCCCGAAGGCGGAGGGCUCAGCCUCAGGCCGCCGGGCGCGGGACGUGGCGCUGCUGUACGAGGCCCUGCAGCGCGAGCUGUGGGCGCUGCCGCUGACCGACCGCUACGCGCUCCUGCACUGGCACAAUCAGGUGUACCCCAGCCUUAGCGUGCAGAGCCUGAGCACCGAUGAUCCUCCGGGCCCUAAGAUCUCAGCACUAGUGAGCUUCUGA
Molecule: messenger RNA, 929 nt
Organism: Tupaia belangeri chinensis (Chinese tree shrew)
Lineage: Eukaryota; Metazoa; Chordata; Mammalia; Scandentia; Tupaiidae
Exons: 5
Coding region: 84-929 (281 amino acids)
Biological process (GO): exocyst localization; exocytosis
Cellular component (GO): exocyst
Molecular function (GO): SNARE binding
Source: RefSeq, a predicted model, not a curated record